This is a messenger RNA of Alligator sinensis (Chinese alligator), 1298 nucleotides long. It is a transcript of the gene RAB28, whose product is annotated as RAB28, member RAS oncogene family. The record is from RefSeq and is a predicted model, not a curated record. Gene Ontology annotation, molecular function: GTPase activity; GTP binding. Bases 72 to 737 code for a protein of 221 amino acids. Lineage: Eukaryota; Metazoa; Chordata; Crocodylia; Alligatoridae. Gene Ontology annotation, cellular component: endosome; Golgi apparatus. The transcript has 7 exons.
GGCGGGCGGCCGCAUCGCGGGAAGAUGGCGGUGGCGGCCCCCGCGCCGUGAGGCGGCCCCACGGAGGCGGCAUGUCGGACUCGGAGGAGGAGAGCCCCGAGCGCCAGCUCAAGCUCGUGCUGCUAGGGGACGGCACGUCCGGCAAGACAUCCUUAGCCACGCGUUUUGCCCAAGAAGCUUUUGGGAAACAGUAUAAACAAACUGUAGGAUUGGACUUCUUUUUGAAAAGAAUAACAUUGCCAGGAAAUGUGAAUGUUACUCUUCAAUUGUGGGAUAUAGGUGGGCAAACAAUAGGAGGCAAGAUGUUGGAUAAAUAUAUCUAUGGAGCCCAGGGUAUCCUCUUGGUAUAUGAUAUUACCAAUUAUCAGAGCUUUGAAAAUUUAGAAGACUGGUAUAAUGUGGUAAAGAAAGUGAAUGAAGAAUCAGAAACACAGCCACUUGUGGCCUUGGUAGGCAAUAAAAUUGAUUUGGAGCAUAUGCGAACAGUGAAAGCUGACAAACACCAACGAUUUUGCCAGGAAAAUGGUUUCAGUAGCCAUUUUGUGUCAGCCAAGACAGGCGAUUCUGUCUUCCUGUGCUUUCAAAGAAUUGCUGCUGAAAUUCUUGGCAUCAAAUUAAACAAAGCAGAAAUGGAACAAUCACAGCGGGUGGUGAAGGCAGAUAUUGUCAACUACAGUCAGGAGCCUGUGACAAGAACUGUUAACCCUCCUAGAAGCUCAAUGUGUGCAAUUCAGUGAACAUAUUUUCCUUUGUAUUGAUACCUUUGGCAGUCCUUCCAGCCUUGCACAGGCCCAGGGCUUGCCAGGAACUUUGUUUUAACAGUGACCAUCGCUGUAGUGCAGUUAGAGGUUUCAAAAACUUGCUACACCAUUGUGUGUUGAAAAGCAGCAGGCAGUUUCUUUGACUGGCAAAGAUUCAAAUGUUGGACCACACACUUUGAAAAAUUAAGAUCUCUGUUCCUCUGAAUUAUAUUCCAAUGAAGCAGUAUAACUAUGUACAAACAUGUUCUCCAUUUGACUGAUGUUGCAGUAAAAUUUGAAUUGGAAUACCUGUAUUCAAAAUAGUUUUAACAACAUUUCUGCUGAAAGAUUCCUUGCCAAAGCAUUUUGUCGUCUUUUCUGUGAUCUGAAUUGAUGCUUAACAAAAUGUAACUUGGAGAAACUAUUGUCAGAUUAACAUUUUGAGCCAGUAAUAUAUUUUAUCUAGGAAUAAUUUGGAAAGUAUUCCAUUGUUUAUAUAUAGUGCAAAAAUGUAUAAACUGUAUCUAUUAAGCAACAAUGCUUGAAAUAAACCUGUAA